Malassezia restricta is the source of this 396-nucleotide messenger RNA. RefSeq lists its product as uncharacterized. The transcript has 2 exons. Bases 1 to 396 code for a protein of 131 amino acids. NCBI's taxonomy places the organism in Eukaryota, Fungi, Basidiomycota, Malasseziomycetes, Malasseziales, Malasseziaceae. The record is from RefSeq and is a predicted model, not a curated record.
AUGAGUGAAAUACCGACGUCUAGCUCUUCGUCCCUUUCUCCAGACACUCUCGUGGAUGAGUUUAUGCGACAAGGUCACUUUGAUCAGUUACGCAAACAGAUGCUUCGUGACUUUUUACAGAGUGAGCGUCAUGCGGCCUUUCGUGAACAACUAGAAUCGUACCUGCACGACUAUGUGUCCAAAGAUGCUGAGCGAUUGGCCUAUCGCGAUGCCCGACUCCGUCAAAGUGAUAUCAUGCAUGCUUUGGACCAGCAUCCGCUGUUCGACGAGCUCGUCUCAGACUUGUCAAAGCAGGGCAAAGAGUCCUGGCUGGGCGAGGGUGGCCGACUUGCUGAGCAAGUGCGCGAACAGGUCACUCGCAUGAUCCAAGCUCACGCGAGUUCUCGUCAGGAAUGA